Ochotona curzoniae (black-lipped pika) is the source of this 6123-nucleotide messenger RNA. Its product is annotated as KIAA1549 like. NCBI's taxonomy places the organism in Eukaryota, Metazoa, Chordata, Mammalia, Lagomorpha, Ochotonidae. The record is from RefSeq and is a predicted model, not a curated record.
AUGGCUUUGCAGCAGGCGAAGCCCCAGGGCCCGAGCGCCGCUGGGCGGGCGGUGCUGGGACGCGGGCUCCGGUCCCGCGCGUGUAGUGGCUUUGGCGGGGCCGGUGUGGGAGCCGCGCGCUGCCCCGGCGUGAGGGGUCCCGGAGCCACGCGGGGCCCCGAAGCCGGCGCGCCCCAGGAUGCACCUCCGCCACCGCUGCCGCCGCUGCUGCUGGGACUCCUGCUGCUGGCGGCCCUUCCCGAGCACAGCGGGGCGGACCCAGGAGCAGACGAUCUACAGAUAAAGGUCACCCCGACCCCAGAGCCAUUUUCACAUGGGAAAUGGCUGCCAAUUUCACCAACAUGGCCUUUCUCAGAUGCCAGGUCUUCUCCAGCAGUGGACAGGGUCAAGAACGUGCCAGGACCAUCCCCUGAGAAUGCGAGCUUGCUGCAGUUGGCCCAGACGCCUGUGCCUCGGACUUCCCGCAAAACUAGGGCUCAUGCAGACUUCCUUUACCAAGGAAGUGGGCACAGCGCCUCCUUUGAACCUUCCAAGGAUUCCUCUGAGUCCCUGGAGCACCCAAGGCCUCGAGGAGGAAGAGAAGUAGCCGACAUAUCAGGUUUGCUUUGCACCAGCAUGCUGCCCACAUUGUCUACCAUCCCAUCGGUGACCUUGAGCACCAUCCUCCUGUCCCAGCCAGCACUGGUGGGGACUCCUCCCCUUUCCUCUCAUCCUGCAAAAACAGAUAUCCUCUCACAACCCAAUCCACCUUCAUCUUCUCCAUUGGCCCCUAACUCACCUCAUACCAUCACUUUUUCUAAGCCAACAGAACAGUCAACCAAAGUGUCUCCAUUCCCCCCCACCAAAGUUCCAGCCAGUUCUUCUGUCAGUCAAAGCAUAGCUAAGUCCCUAACCCCAUUUUCUGAUGACAUGAACCACACUCCAUCCCCCAAACCCAGGAUUUCAAAGGCAUCCCUCAUGUAGUCCCUCUCUGGAUUCUCAACACAAUAUGAUUUGGAGCUGUCCCCAACAGAGGAUCCCCCUUUAGGCUGUCCUACACCUGGAGUUUUGAAUUCAAUGGCAAGGCUGGCCCAUCUGUUUCCCACACCCCUGGCCCCUGAAAGUCCUCCUUGGCUUCCACAUGGAACCCUCUCCAGCUCUGUGUUGGAAGUGGCUGUAAGUCCUGCCUUCUCUCUGCCCAUCAGCACCAAUGUGGCUGAGGGAGAGCACUGUGGGGUGUCUGUGCCGACACUCAAAAUCACAGCAGCAGUAACAGUGAUCCACAAGGCCAAGCUUUCACUUUUCCAGACUGUAGGUCCAAUGGCUUUAAAAAUGACCAGCCACAGAAAGCUGGCCACAACUGCAGAGGAGGGUUCUGCUAAUUCACACUUGUCAGCAAUUCCAGAGAGUUCUGGAAGGUUUGCCCUUUCUGCAGAAUACACAUCUUCAUUUCCUUCUUAUUUCACUGCACUGAGUCAAGGGCAGGCUGUGCUCUCUGGGACAACUCCUGCGUGGAGUGAGAUGGGGAGCAAUGCCCCACACCCCUUUGUGGAGAUUCCUGCCCCUCAAGAGGCGAAGGACAGGUUCCCUCCUGCACAGUCACAGAUAUUUCUGCUGCUGCAGCAGCACAGCAUGGCAAGCCUAUUCAGGGAUCAUAAGCAGGCAAAUGGGAUGCUUCCUUCCCAGGCGCUUCCAAGUGAAGAGGUUCCAAAUCUGCACACUCCAGUGGCCUCGUCAUCUGGCUUUUCCCAUGCCUGGCCAGAGAACCAUACACUUACAGAGGCCCAUAUUGAGUGGCCAGAUUCAGCUCCCAAAAAGGUGACAGCAUUUCCCUCCUCCACUAGUGUCUACAAUUUCUUAGCAAUGGGAGAUGUAAAAAAGGCAGCAGGUGCAGAUAUUUUGUGGCAUUCCCUUCUAGCGGAAACUGAGUCCCCUUCCAAAGACCCAGUGCCAUCUGGUUUUCAGCAGCAAACAAAUGAGGGUUUCAGUGGACACAUAAUUAACUUCACAAGUUGGCAAAGUCAUUCUGUUUUAACUGGUUCUCCCAGUGGCUCACUCACAGCUACCAAUGCCAUUGCAAUAACAUCUCAGAGUUUCCAAAAUACUGUUGGGCAUGUGGUGACUACAGAAGGCCUUAGCAUUCUGGAUCUGCUCUCCAGUUCCAGUUUCCACCAUCUCAAGUCAGGUGUGACCGUGGUUGGAAGCCGUAAGGAUGUCUGGCGUACAAGCAGUAACAGCCAUUCCAGGAACUUUGAAACAGCUGCAGUUGAGUAUUACCCAGUCAUAGGGCAACGGUCUGGGUCUCGUCUCCACCUGCAGCCUCCUGUUCGGCUAACACAUUUCCCUUAGAGGCCCUAACCAUGUCUAACUUCAACAGCCAGCUUGCAGGAGAUAUUGUCAGGUGGGACAAAUCUAGGUGCUCAGAUUUCCAGUGUCAUCUCUUCAUCACCUGUGAUACAUGCUCCCACAUCCUUCCAGGGUGCCCAAGGAUAUUCCUCGACAGCUGAAUCUCCUCCUCUAUUGACCAGUGUCUUUUCUAGGAUCUCUUUUAAUGCUGCAGCUUCUCAGCGCCCCAAGAAAUGGACAGUGGACUCUUCAGUAGCGUUCAAGAUAGAGCCAACAACAGCAGCAGCCACAUUGUUUUUGAGAAAAUCAAGUACGCUGGCUCUGUCUGCAGCCCUGGUUGCUAAGGGCACCAGCAGCAGUGGAUUAGCCAAGAGUAGUCUGACCACUGUUUUGGCUAAAAAUGUCACACACAAAGUGGCAUCCAGCCCCAAGGUGGUGCCUGGGGCAGUCCAUACAGCCUUCCCGUUGAUACCAACCUACAUGAUGUCAAGAACAGCACACACCAUGAGCACACAGACAGCCAUGCAAGGGAUCCCUGUCACUGCCUCCAGCCUGCUGUCCACAACACACCUUCCCAGGAAAUCACAAGCCAUGCACACUGGUCUCCCAAACUCCGCCAACCCAGAGGUGCCCAGAGCGUCCACCCCACGCCCACUGACAGUCACAGCAGCACUGACCUCAGGCACAGCACCAGUAAAGGCGACUCGGCUGCCACCGUCGCCAGCAGAAAACACAGAUGCUGCUCUUCUUGCAGUGUCGACUGCAAUGGUCACUACCAGCAAGAUGGCAUCCAACCUGGAGUGCCAGAUGUCCAGGAAGCUCCUGGUGAAGAUAGUUCUCUUUGUAAUGCCGAGAAGAGCACAGAGCAGUGAGACCUUGAAGCUCUCCGUGGCCAAGGGGCUCACGCAGGCCUUGCGGAAGGCUUUCCGCCAGAGUGAUGUUGCUGCCCAUGUGGACAUUCUAGAACAUUCUCAUAAUGUCACGAUUGGUUAUUAUGUUACCAAAGGAAGAUUAGUGUACCUGCCUGCCAUAGUGAUGGAGACACUUGGUGUUUAUGGAGUCAGCAAUGUCACAGCAGAUCUGAAACAACACACCCCAAACUUGCAGUCUGUGGCAGUCCUUGCUUCCCCAUGGAAUCCCCAGCCUGCAGGCUACUUCCAGCUGAAAACAGUGCUGCAGUUUGUGAGCCCAUCGGACAACGUCCAGAGCUGCAAGUUUGCUCAGACAAUGGAACAGAGACUGCAGAGGGCGUUCCAGGAUGCUGAGAGGAAAGUCCUGAAUACCAAAAGCAACUUGACCGUCCAGGUCGUGAGCACAUCCAAUGCCUCACAAGCGGUCACCCUGGUUUACGUCGUGGGCAAUCAGAGUGCCUUCCUCAACGGCACUGUGGCCAGCAGUCUCCUUAGCCAGCUCUCCGCUGAGCUGGUGGGGUUCUACCUCACCUACCCACCACUCACCAUUGCAGAACCUCUGGAAUAUCCCAAUCUUGAUAUAUCAGAAACAACUAGAGACUACUGGGUCAUCACAGAUAUGACACAAGGCCGACGCUUUAAACGGGCCACCACCCUGGGAAGCUAUACUGUGCAGAUGGUGAAGAUGCAGCGUGUGCCAGGACCCAAGGACCCAGCGGAGCUGACCUACUACACGUUGUACAACGGGAAGCCUCUGCUGGGCACCGCGGCCGCCAAGAUCCUCAGCACCAUUGACUCCCAAAGGAUGGCCUUGACCCUGCAUCACGUUGUCCUUCUGCAAGCUGACCCCGUGGUGAAGAACCCGCCCAACAACCUGUGGAUCAUCGCUGCGGUGCUGGCGCCCAUCGCUGUGGUCACGGUCAUCAUUAUCAUCAUCACCGCCGUGCUCUGCAGGAAGAACAAGAACGACUUCAAGGCAGACACCAUGAUCAACCUGCCUCAGAGAGCCAAGCCGGUACAGGGCUUUGAUUAUGCCAAGCAGCACCUGGGCCAGCAAGGGGCGGACGAGGAGGUCAUUCCUGUGACGCAGGAGACGGUCGUCCUCCCACUGCCCGUGAGAGAUGCUCCUCAGGAGAGAGACGUCGCUCAGGACGGGAGCACCAUCAAGACGGCCAAGUCCACGGAAACCAGAAAGAGCAGGUCGCCCAGUGAGAAUGGCUCUGUUGCCAGCAACGAAUCAGGGAAGGCCAGCUCAGGGAGACGCUCACCCCAGAAUGUCAUGGCCCAGCAGAAAGUGACAAAGGAGGAGGCGAGGAAGAGAAAUGUGCCAGCCAGCGAUGAAGAAGAGGCAGCGGUUCUUUUCGACAGCUCAGGCAAGGCAGCCGCAGAUCCCUUCGAUACAUCCUCGGGUUCCGUGCAGCUCAUUGCGAUAAAACCCACAGUGCUGCCCGUGGUGCAGCCGCCCGCUGACAGGAGCCAGGAGUCCACGGCCGUCCUCAAUGGGGAGGUGAACAAAGCGCUGAAGCAGAAGUCAGACAUCGAGCACUAUCGGAACAAGCUGCGCCUCAAAGCCAAGAGGAAGGGGUAUUACGACUUCCCCCCAGCAGAGGCAAACCAGGCCCUGACCGAAAGGAAGAAGAUGUACGAGAAAGCCCCAAAGGAAAUCGAGCAGGUUUUGGAAGCAGACCCGGAACUGUGUGUUCCAUUUGUGGAGUCUAAAAACAGGCAACAGAUGAAGAACUCUGUCUACCGAAGCCGGCAAUCUCUGAACAGCCCAAGCCCAGGAGAGACCGAGAUGGACCUUCUGGUGACCCGCGAGCGACCCCGGCGUGGAAUCCGGAACAGCGGCUAUGACACUGAACCAGAAAUCAUAGAAGAGACCAACAUUGACAGAGUUCACGAGCCCCGGGGCUACGCCAGGUCGCGCCAGGUGAAGGGCCACUCAGAGACAUCCACACUGAGUUCACAGCCAUCCAUCGAUGAGGUCAGGCAGCAGAUGCACAUGCUUCUGGAGGAGGCCUUCAGCCUGGCAUCUGCAGGCCACGCAGGCCAGAGCCGGCACCAGGAGGCCUACGGCUCAGCGCAGCACCUCCCCUACUCCGAGGUGGUGACCAGUGCUCCAGGGACCAUGACACGGCCCAGAGCUGGGGUACAGUGGGUGCCAACCUACCGCCCAGAAAUGUACCAAUACAGCCUGCCCCGGCCGGCUUACAGAUUCUCCCAGCUUCCGGAGAUGGUCAUGGGCUCCCCACCUCCACCAGUACCACCCCGAACCGGCCCCGUGGCGGUGGCUUCUCUCCGACGGUCCACCUCAGACAUCGGCAGCAAAAGCAGAAUGACAGAGUCUGCGGGCCCAGAGCAGGCCCAGCUGCACGACAGCGCCUCCUUCACCCAGGUGUCUCGAGGUCCUGUUGCAGUGGCACAGUUGGAUCAGUCACCUCUAAAUUACUCAGGUAACACGGUGCCAGCGGUGUUCGCCAUCCCAGCUGCCAACAGACCUGGGUUCACCGGCUACUUCAUCCCAACGCCUCCCUCAUCCUACAGGAACCAGGCCUGGAUGUCCUACGCGGGAGAGAACGAGCUGCCCAGUCAGUGGGCUGAUUCGGUGCCCCUGCCCGGGUACAUCGAGGCUUACCCCCGGUCGCGGUACCAGCAGGGUUCACCCUCUAGACUGUCUCGCCAGUACAGCCAGCCAACAGGCAUGCACCCCAGCCUGGAGCAGGCCCCGGGUCCCUCCACGGCAGCCUCGCAGCAGAGCCUGGCAGAAAACGACCCCUCCGACACUCCCCUGACCAACAUCUCCACCGCCGCCCUGGUGAAAGCCAUCCGGGAGGAGGUGGCCAAGUUGGCCAAGAAACAGACAGACAUGUUUGAGUUCCAGGUUUAG